AUGACCCCGCCGGCCGAGAAAGGCGUCGCCGAGCUGGAGCUGCAGGAGGCCGCCGCUCAGACGGCGCCGCUGAUGAUUGUCCCGGCCACUCCGGCCCUGACGCUGCGGGUGCCGGCCACGCCUAUGGUGCCGAUGGCGACUCCCACCACCCCUGCGAGGUGCCCACCGCCCUCCUUGGCGCAAACGGCCCCCGCGCCGAUGCUGGCAGCCGCCAGGCCGGCAGCUCAUUUUCCCCCAACUCCGCCGCUGCCUCCGCCGCCGCCCCCACCUGCGCCGCCCGCGCCGCCCGCGCGGCCCGCACUGCCCGCGCUGCCCGCGCCGGCUCCGGCGGAGGCCAGAUGGAGCCGGCCACCAGAGACGCCCCAGAUGCUUGCACCUGCCUCUCCAGAUGAAGGCGUGCAGCGGCCCAACGAGCCACAGAAACCGCCCAAGCGCAAGGCGGCUCAUUUGCAGACGUC
Messenger RNA from Effrenium voratum, 458 nucleotides. Lineage: Eukaryota; Dinophyceae; Suessiales; Symbiodiniaceae. The record is from the annotation of a GenBank genome assembly.